Molecule: messenger RNA, 2331 nt
Organism: Trichophyton verrucosum HKI 0517
Lineage: Eukaryota; Fungi; Ascomycota; Eurotiomycetes; Onygenales; Arthrodermataceae
Exons: 2
Coding region: 1-2331 (776 amino acids)
Cellular component (GO): nucleus
Source: RefSeq, a predicted model, not a curated record
AUGAGCUAUUUCGAGCGCUUGAACAUGCUUUUUGACGGGGAGGAUGCCGGCCUGCUGGGGAUAGACGUCGGCCUGCGUGAGACGAGGAUUGAUACUCAGGAUCAGUCUGGCCAGAACCAGGGCGAGGCCGCAGAUUUGCCCCUGCUGGAUGUCAUAGAGGUCGAAGUUGCCAACCCUGGGGACAAGCAAGCUGAGGCCUCGCCAGAUAACGCCACCGGGAUCCAGCCUGCGGAGCCGGAGAUGGAGACAGAAGCGUCCAAGGAAGAUAUCCCUGUCACAGAUGGCAAGCCACGCCCUGGAGAGACUGCCUACUUCUGCUCCAUUGACGUCCUGUCCACGGCACACAAGUACAUCGGGGGAAAAUUCCUGCGGCCGGCUGUUGACAGAUUCUACAACAAAGGGAAGUUCUGGGAGCGGACAUGGGACUUGUACUAUGUUCGCGUGCCAAAACACAUCUUAUGCGUACCUUUACUUUUUACCCCAAUAUCGCAGGCCCAGGCGCUUAUCGAUGAAAUUAACGCAGAAUUUGGCAGCGAUAUCAGCCUCCCGCUUGAGGAAGAAGCAGGGUUGGUCGUUCCAUUUACCCCUGACGGGACCCCCCAGCCGGAGUACAUGGGAACUUCUACCAACAACGACAUAAGAGGCCAACUGCAGAAUAGGGCUAACGCAUGGUGCCAUGAGAAUCCUAUCGAGUGGCCGGAAGAAGGGAACGAACCUUAUGCACGAUUCCGCAGAAGAAUAAAGAUAGUGUGUGAUGUCAAGUACAACAAGCACAGGGCGACGGUCGGCGACGAUAAAUAUGUGAAGAAAGUCCGCCGCUGGCACCGUCAGCUAAAGCGAACUCAGUGCUAUCUGGGGCUGCGUCCUCGAAUUGCUCGACGUGCUUCCAAGAAGACCCAGAUUGCUGACGAUGCCACUUCUACACCCGCUACGCCAGCAGUGGAACAACAGCAGCAGCAGCAGCAGCAACAAGGGCAGACUAAUGGGACUGCUACUGUUCCAAUUGGAACUGUUCUGGACCCGCUCGAUGUCGAAAGCCCAGCUCCCUUUGCGUUUGCAGACGAGCCCAUCUUCAUCUGUAUCGACCUUGAGUCCAAUGAACGCAACCAUUCCCAGGUCACCGAGGUUGGAGUGUCUACUUUGGAUACCCUGGACUUGGUGGGAGUUCCACCGGGAGAAGGAGGCCGUGACUGGACGAGCAAAAUUCGAUCCCGGCAUUUCCGCGUUUCUGAAUAUAAACACUUCAGAAAUAAGAAGUUUGUACAUGGUUGUCCUGAUGAUUUCGUUUUCGGGAGCAGCGAGUUCGUUCGUCGCGCAUAUCUUGCCCAAGUGGUUGAUGCAUGCUGCAAACCACCAUACUCUGGCCAUAUUGCCUUCAGCCAGCAACCGGUAAGUACCAUUGUUAAGCCUCACCAUCCUCCAGCAGUUUACUUACAUCUUUCACAGAAAGACAGCUCCCAGGAACGCAAACGUCAAUCUCAUCCUCGGCCCUCUAGAGGAAGACGCGGAAACCAGUCCCAAUCGCCAGAGGGGGGCGUCAGAUUGCCAUCCGAGCCCAGUAACUCCCCUAAGAAGAGCAGUAACUCUCCUAGGAAUAGAGGGCGGAGCAGACGGCGCAAGCAAUGGUCUCCCGCUCCCGGCACCGAGCCCAGCUCCUCUCGAUCCCCUGGCCAACAAGACCAACGACCUCCAGCUCGGACUCCAAGCCCAACCAUACCAGAGUAUAAGAUGAGACCACGCAAGCUCAUCCUGAUCGGCCACGGCUUGACCGGCGAUAUCAAAAACCUGUGCAACGUAGGCUGUGAAUUCUUCGACAUCGAAACGUACAGCGGCGAAGAAUUUUCGACACUAUCAAAAUUUCACGACGUAGCGGAUACAGCUAACGUCCACCGCAUAUUAAAACGUGAAUACGACACUCCCGGCCUGAGCUACAUCUUGAAGGACCUGGACAUCAUGCCCUGGCACCUCCACAACGCCGGCAACGAUGCACGCUACACCCUCGAGGCGUUGGUGGGUAUAGCCGUCCAGAUCACCAAAGCUGAAGCCAGGGCUGAGAGCGAGCGUGAUGCCAUCCGGUUUAGAGAAUAUCCAGACAUCGACAACCCUAACGUGAUGGUUUCACCUCGGUCAAGCGACGAGGAUCUGCACUGGCGCCGGGAAAUGGAGCGCAUAGCUAAAAAGCCGCGGCGCAAACGGCGCAAGGAGGACUCCGAAAUCGAGACUGAAUGCGACAUAUGGGAGGAGGGGAUGGGCUGGAAUGCGUUUCGGAAUCGGCACAAAGAUGACAUGGACGGCGGCCUGCCACCCGACGUGCACUACCCAGUUGUAUAA